CUCCUCUUCUUUCUCUCCUUUUUAUCUUCUAUUGCCCCCCCUUUUCCUACCUUCUUGCUUUUGCUCUCUUACCCCCUCGUAGCCCCCGAGAUACGCUCGGCGGUUAUAUCUCUCGGUGGUGGUGCCUGGGCUUAUCAGACAGUUUCAGGUCGCAGCGACUCGUAUCAGGAAGUGAAAUUGUCUCACGCAUUCUACUAGCUGCAGGUGAAUCGACCCGUGUCAACUGCCCGUCGGCGUCCCACCCCUUUGUCCCAACCGUCCUGCACAUACAGAGUCGCUCAAUCCAUCCCGCAUACCAUCCGCCUCGGCACCUGACCCCGACAGGACGUCAGACAUACCGUUGAUAUCGCCAAAACUGUUGCGUUGUUACUUUCAUCAUCUCGAACCCCACUUUGGCAUCUUUACGACCGCCACUGUUAGCUACAUGGUCUUCUGAUGGCAGUGAACGGCUGUUGACACCCCCUCUGCCUAAUCUCCAGCUCUCACACCCAUUCUACUAUGGGACAGUCCUCUUCUACACAACGUGAACCACCUGAUAUCGGAUAUCCGGAACCCCAUUCGCCUUUCUCGACACAACGUGGCCCGAACACGAGGGAUGAAGAAAUGAACCAUAGGCAGGCGGCUGAACACAACGGGGAGGGUGGCUUCUCGCAACGUGCCGAGAUGGACACGAAUAGGGGCGAACAAGAUACACUCGAUAUGACAAGUGAGGCACAGGAAACAUGGCAAGAACCCGCGCGGUUCUCCGGUGGAAUUUCGCAACCCAUGCGCAGUAUCGAAGAGGAGAGUGACCCAGAGAUUGAACUGUCGUCGCGCGAAAUACGCACUGCAGCCUUCGCUCGAAUGGCAGCUCGGAGGCAAUCGACGAUGUCAAGACUGGGUUCUAGGCUGCUUCCCAAUUCAGUCAUUCGUGGGCUUCUCAACAGCCAAGAAGAAACCCCGGCUGAGGGUCAUGCACACCGACAUGGGCUAGUGUCUAGACCCAUUCCAAGGUCAGAGACGACCUAUACAAGUGGUCGCUUCAGUCCUUUCACAUCACUCAGCUCAAGAGGGAUUACUCGGCGUCGACCUACCCGAGGGCCUUAUUUCAUUCCGCCUCGCUCGGGAUCCUCUGGACCACCAGACUCCUCUGGAAAUCCGCCAUAUCUCGAUUCCGCCGAUCAAGUUCCAGAGCCUACAAGAGCCUCCUGGCGUCGCAGUGUUCGAUUGAGCCGCGUGCGAAAUUCCAUUUCCUCUCCCAUCUCUCACAUGUUUGGUCAACCACACUCAAAUUUGCCGGGCCACGGAAACCCGGCACAUCGUAUGUCGGAUCCAUCGUUGGAUGGGAGAGCGAUGGACACCCGGAUGGACUUCGGUGAACCGCCCCAUGAACUUGAUUCAGUGGAACCAGCCAUUCAGGCAGGGGGUUCGUUAGCCGGCCCGCCUCCUGAGCACACGAAUCCUGCUUUGAUGCGCCGAUUGCCUGGUCUUCUACGAGCAAGAUCAUCUAGAGCACUGAGACGGGAGGAGCAAACUCCUCUGUCAAGAGUUCUCCAGCUCGCUGCAGCGGCAAUUGCCGCUCAGCUCUCCGGUACUGCUGGCCCUGCCUUGCCCAACAUCCAGGCCCUAGGAAAUGAUGGCAUAGAUGGCUCUUUGGAGACCUUUAUCCAAAGUUUACAGCACGCGACCUCUGCCCAAGCCCAGCCACCCGCAGAAGGAGAAGGACCGAGUGGUUCUACGAACGAAGAACCCUCACCCCCUGUCAAUUUCCUGCGUGUUUUCCGAUUUGCCAAUUCAGAUUCGCCGGCGGGCCCUGGUGCUUCAGAACAGAACGCAAACGGCCGUGGCGAUCGCGGUACCCAGACCCCCGAGGGAAUGGACGUUGACGAGCCUGCUGAAGGCGAAGGACGAACAGUGACUCUGGUUGUGGUUGGUGUUAGAUCGGUCCCGGCAGGGAAUGGAGGCACUGAGCAACAAGGCCCUCCACCCCCGGGUGCUGGGGGAGCCGGUUUGGAUGCUCUUCUUGGUCUGCCAUUCUUGCCACCCAAUGUUAUUCCUCGACCGCAGGAUGCCACGGGUGAUACGACGCAACGGGGAGAGCCACGUUUCAGAUUGCCUAUUCCUCGUCAUCCGGGCCAGACAGGACUCCAUUCCCCCACUGGAGCACCAGCCCCGUCUCGUCCAGCAGGGCACAAUACUUCCAGAAGAUUAUCUGAUGCCGGGCCCCGUGCUGCGUUCCCAUCCUUCCCCCCUUCUGCCUUCUCGGACAGUCCUCCAGGGCCCCACCCUCCGCCAUCCACUCCAGCUGAUCAGGGUCUGUCUACUGUGUCCUCGGGCACUUCUACUCCAAGUCGCAGACCGUCUUCUGCCUCGGCAAUUGCUCCAGAUAUUCUGCCCCAGCUGAACGAGGGCCAGGCAAUGCGGCCGAGGCCGGGGUCUACGGAGGAGCCUUCGACAUUCAAUUAUGCUCACCAGCGACGCCGUAGCGAUUCCGAGUUCGCUCGUCAUCGGGCACUAGGCUCUGGCGCUGUCCGGCGAAAUGGCAUGGUUGAGCCCGACCAGCCCCCACCAAGCGGAGGUCGUAGUUGGUUGAUCUAUGUUGUUGGAACCAAUCUCUCCGAGAACCAUCCGGCUUUGACCACUCCAAGCCUUUUCACUGAUAACCCAACCUAUGAGGAUAUGAUCCUGCUCUCAUCACUAUUGGGUCCAGCUAAACCCCCUGUCGCCUCUCAGUCCGAUGUCAACUCCGCAGGCGGACUAUUUCGUCUUGUUGAGUAUGGCGGCUCCUUGGUUGCAGAAGCCCUGGAUGGCGCUGGCGCCGUUCAAAUCCAAGAUGGGGAGCGUUGCUUGAUCUGCCUGAGUGACUACGAAGUGGCAGAAGAGGUCCGAGAACUGAAUAAAUGCAAGCAUGUUUUCCACAAGGACUGCAUAGAUCAGUGGUUAACUACUGGGCGUAACUCUUGUCCCCUUUGCCGAGGUCAAGGUGUAAAUGAAACAACCAGCAAUGCAAACUCAGCGCCCGAGUCCGCUCCUGCUCCUGCUCCUGCUCCCGCUCCCGCUCCAAAUGGCACAUCCGUCUAAUCCUCCUUCAACCCCAAGCAUGGCAACCUCUGCUGUGUGAACAACCUCUCAACUUUGGAUCUUGACCUCUUCUCUCUUUUCAGCUUUAGCAUGAAGCGUCUGUUUAGAUUAAUGAUUUUGUUUUCUCAUGGAUAUCCCCUUUGCAUUUCUUUCGCGCUUUAUUUCUGGGUGCUUUUCUUAUGCUUGUCAUAUUGGAAUAUUUCUUUCGGGUCUCGAAGGCGAUGCCUUUUAACUUUCAACUUCGAGCCUUUCAGCGCUGGUCUUAUCAUUUCUGGUCUUGCUCUCUUGGACGGCUUCCAGUGUAUUUCUAGCAUGGCUCGCCAUGUCCAUGACGCAUUGGCUCUGAUCGAAAUUUGGAAAUGUUCCAAGCGCUAAAACUUCCAUGUUUGAUCAACAUAGGG
This is a messenger RNA of Penicillium canescens, 3461 nucleotides long. Its product is annotated as RING-H2 finger protein. The transcript is spliced from 3 exons. The record is from RefSeq and is a predicted model, not a curated record. NCBI's taxonomy places the organism in Eukaryota, Fungi, Ascomycota, Eurotiomycetes, Eurotiales, Aspergillaceae. Gene Ontology annotation, molecular function: zinc ion binding; ubiquitin protein ligase activity. Gene Ontology annotation, biological process: protein ubiquitination. Bases 499 to 3060 code for a protein of 853 amino acids.